Molecule: messenger RNA, 629 nt
Organism: Zophobas morio
Lineage: Eukaryota; Metazoa; Arthropoda; Insecta; Coleoptera; Tenebrionidae
Gene: mRpS25
Product: small ribosomal subunit protein mS25
Exons: 4
Coding region: 81-587 (168 amino acids)
Cellular component (GO): mitochondrion
Molecular function (GO): structural constituent of ribosome
Source: RefSeq, a predicted model, not a curated record
GAGGGCGCCACUUUGUCACAUCUAACCUCACUUUUUUGUGUUUCGUUUUUGUAGGUUAUCAGCACAAUUUCUAUCCCAAAAUGCCGUUUAUGAUAGGACCAGCUCCAAUUCGGAGAACUUUAAAAUUUUUAGAAGCCGGGCGCUUAAUUCUGAAGGAGCAAAUCAAGAUUAUGGCAGUUCAUUACCAUUUAAAUGGACAAAAUAACAAAGGGGCGAAAGAAUUUGUGUUCUGGUGCUUGCCACAGGUCCAGUAUAAGAAUCCGCACGUACAAAUAGCCACUUUCAAGAAUCUAACGCCAUCACCAUUUGUUCGAUGUUUUUAUGAUACAGGCGACGAAAUGCUCAUUGAUGUUGAUAAUAAAAGCAAAGACGAAAUCCUUGAACACUUGAUUCAAGUUAUAGGCAAAACAAAAGAAGUAUUAGAGGCUGAAGCAAUCUCGAAAGAAAAGAAAGAUAAUCCAGCCAAUUUUGGUGUUGCUUGUGAUCGACACUGCAUUUGUGAGAUACCAGGUCAGAUUCCAUGUCCGAGUAUAGUACCAUUACCAGAGCACAUGAGGGGCAAGUUCAUAUAUAAGAAAGAUAUGUAAAUACUGUGUAGUUUCUCAAUUAAAUCUAGAUGAAUUAUAGAA